Molecule: messenger RNA, 2165 nt
Organism: Aspergillus alliaceus
Lineage: Eukaryota; Fungi; Ascomycota; Eurotiomycetes; Eurotiales; Aspergillaceae
Product: MFS transporter
Exons: 1
Coding region: 203-2017 (604 amino acids)
Biological process (GO): transmembrane transport
Molecular function (GO): transmembrane transporter activity
Source: RefSeq, a predicted model, not a curated record
ACGAGCAACGUGGGACUCGAUCUGUUUAACUAAACUACCUUUUUACAAUUACUUUGAUCUUUGGCCUGAUUGUGCCUGGCUUGGUCACAAUUAUUUUGCACGGUUGAACGAAGGGAAUUAUUAUAAACUAAGGAAGAGAAGAAACAGUACCGCUUCCUUGCACCUUAAGUGUGUUUAGGUCUUCAGUUCUCAUUCCACGAGCAUGGCAGACUCGGGCGAGCCCGUCACGCCUACUCGCAUUCCGCACUGGCGCCUCGUUAUUGACCAAGGCAUCCUGACUGAGGACGUUGUUAGCCACCCUUACGCUGGCUCCGGCACUGAAGAUGAUCCUUAUCUUGUCACCUGGAUUCCCAAUGAUUCUCGAAAUCCUAUGAACUUCCAGGACAGAUGGAAAUGGUUUUACACGAUAACGGUGGCCUGGGCGACCUUAGCGGUAUCGCUAGUGUCUUCUGCGUACACCGGUGGAGUUGACCAGAUCAUGGAACAAUUUCACUGCGGUACAGAAGUAGCAACGCUGGGAGUGUCUUUAUUCGUUGUGGGAUUCGCCAUCGGUCCUUUACUUUGGGCGCCCAUGAGUGAGCUAUACGGACGACAGUAUCUUUUCAUCGGCAGCUAUUGUGGAUUGACUGUGUUCAAUGCAGCCUGUGCAGGUUCAAAAAAUAUUUGGUCUCUUAUAAUAUUCCGCUUCUUCGCUGGUUCUUUCGGAUCGUCCCCUCUGACAAACGCCGGUGGAGUGAUUGCAGAUAUGUUCCCGGCUAGUCAGCGUGGUAUAGCUAUGAGCGUCUUCGCGGCCGCCCCGUUCUUAGGACCGGUGCUAGGGCCUAUCAUUGGGGGCUUCUUAGGUAUGAAUGCCGGCUGGAAGUGGGUGAUGGGAUUCUUGGCCAUCUUUUCAGGUGCUCUCUGGAUUAUUGGGGCAAUCUGUGUCCCAGAGACCUACGCCCCUGUCCUUCUGCAACGACGGGCAGCGAAACUAUCUAAAGUUACCGGGAAAGUGUACCGAAGUAAAAUCGAGGUAGACCAGGGAAAGAAAACGCCCAAAGAAGCUUUCCAAAUCGCACUCUCUCGCCCUUGGCUCCUACUUUUCCGCGAACCAAUUGUGCUCUUGCUGUCGAUUUAUAUGGCCAUCAUUUAUGGAACCCUAUAUAUGAUGUUUGCGGCUUUCCCUAUUGUCUACCAAGGACAGCGAGGAUGGAACCAAGGUGUUUCUGGAUUGGCAUUCCUGGGGAUCAUGGUUGGAAUGCUCGUGGCAGUGGCUUACACACUCUGGGAUAAUAAGCGUUAUAUUAAUACCCAGACACGACAUAAUGGCUUUGCACCCCCGGAGGCUCGGUUGCCCCCAUGCAUGAUUGCCUCGGUUGCCAUUCCAGUUGGCCUUUUCUGGUUUGCCUGGACGAAUUACCCAUCAAUUCAUUUUAUGGCCAGUAUCGCAGCCGGCGCGCCAUUCGGAUUCGGUAUGGUUCUGGUCUUUCUCAGUUUGAUGAAUUACCUGAUUGAUGCCUAUACAAUCUUUGCUGCCUCCGUGUUGGCUGCCAAUUCCGUUCUUCGUUCAAUUUUUGGGGCUGUUUUCCCGCUCUUCACAACAUACAUGUAUAAUGAUCUAGGCGUGCACUGGGCGUCUAGUAUACCCGCGUUCCUCGCAGUCGCAUGUGUCCCGUUUCCUUUCCUGUUCUACAAAUACGGCCCAGUGAUUAGGACGCGCUGCAAGUAUGCAGCGCAAUCAGAUGCCUUUAUGAAGAAGUUAAUGGAACAGUCUGUCAAUACCCAUCAAGUGACAGACGCCGAGAAGAAAUCCGUGAAUGCUGCUGUGGAUGAAUCGAAAGACACGGAUUACUCUCCAUCUGCGCCCACCCCAGUGAGCUCGCAAUUGGAAGAUCUUCCGUCAGGUGCCAAGUUUGGACGGGUGCACUCUAUAGCAUCAGAGGCGUCUCGUCGGUCUGAGGGAGUGAAUUCUCAAACUGCAUAUGAUGCCAAUCCAUAUGACAUUGACCGUGUCAACACCCGUGAGUCAUUCAAAUAGAGGUUAUGAUUGUGAUCUGUUGAUGGAUAUAGAAUUUCUUCUCUGCGGCUAUCGUUUCUCCCUUCAAAAUAGUAUAGAUAGUGUUUAGUAUUUAGUGUCUAUCCUUAGAACUCACUGAUAGAGAGCAUGACUUCCUCCUUGCUUCCAA